AUGUUAUUGCAGUGUUCGCACAUCCCAUUGCAAUGUCCGCAAAGUAAUCCAGUGGAAUUGACUACUUCGCAUAAGCGUGCUGGAGUGCGAGAUCUACGGCGAUGGGGUUUGACCUCCGCAGCUGCAGCAGUCAUUGUUCGGUUGCCACGGGCAGUGACAAGACGUCGCAUUCAACGCAAAGUCGUUGAAAUUUCAGCGAUUGAUGACUUAGCCAUUCGGAAGAUGGAGCAAUGGCGCUCCACUCCUCCUGUUGAAGAACUCGGAGAGUUGGCCUCCAGAGUCGUGGCGGCUGCGGAGGAGCUAGAGGCUGGCCUAGUGGAGAGGUCCUUGGAAGCUCGCAUUUUGUUGCUGGCGGCUUUCUGUGGUGAGCAUCUUCUGCUGCUUGGUCCGCCUGGGACUGCCAAGAGUUUGUUGGCCCGUCGCCUGGUGCGUUUUCUGGGGAAGGAGGCGGUCUUCUUCGAGCGCUUGCUGACGCGCUUUUCAGUACCAGAGGAGCUGUUUGGGCCUCUGUCUCUCAAAGGCUUGGAGCAAGAUGAAUAUCUUCGAAAGACCACUGGAUAUCUGCCAGAGGCAUCGAUUGCCUUUGUGGAUGAGAUUUUUAAGGCCAACUCAGCUAUCCUGAACUCCCUUCUAUCCAUUGUCAAUGAGCGCGUAUUUGACAAUGGCCCUGAGCGCGUGGCGGUGCCUCUCCGCUGUUUGGUGGCUGCAUCCAACGAGGCGCCGGAGUCGGAGGAAUUGGAAGCGCUCUAUGACCGGCUUCUCUUCCGCUUGAUUGUGAAUCCGGUCUCUGAUGGAGGUGUUUCAGCUCUGAUUGCUGCUACCGCCUUCAGCUCUGAUCCUCAGGAUUCAGAUGGAGCGAUUCCACUUGGUCUGGAGGAUGCUGAACGUGCUCUGAAGGGAGCUGCAACAGUCACUGUUCCAGCUGUGGUGGUGGAUAUCUUCAAAGACUGUCGCAGUCAUUUAGCCUCUCUACAGCCUCCUGAACUGGUCUCAGAUCGUCGAUUAGGACAAGCCGUGCGCAUGCUGCAGGUUGUGGCAUGGACUUGUGGACGAUCGCAGGUGGAAGUUUGCGACUGUUCUUUGUUGGCACAUGUUUUCUGGCAGAGCCUGGAGAACCGUGAGACUUUUCAAACAUGGCUCCAAGCUCGUUUGGCGAAGAGCCGAGGGCGGCAACUGGCCGCCAUCUUAAGUGGCUUGCUGGAUCGGGUACUGUCCAAAGCGACGGCUGCUGCAGAUCUUUUGGGAGAGCUCCAGGUCUUUCAGAGAGCCACUGAGAAGGAGAUUGUUGAAGCAGAAAGGCAGCAACAACUGGCCCGAGCUCAUUGCUGGUUGCCCCACAAAGAGACUCAGAACUUUUGUGCCGCGGUGGAUUUGGAGCUGGAUUCUCGCAGUGGGCCCAGGACUCUGCUGAUGGAAGUGGCGCGUUUGUCCGCAGCAGCAGAGCUGGCUGCUGAGGAAGUAGAUGUUUAUGUGAGGUGCGGGGAGAUUUGGAAGCGGUUACUUUGCAAACAUCCCGUUUUAUCCCACAUAGCCCUUCUGCCACCGAGUAGGGAACACUCAGUUCUGAUAAGCUUUUGA
This is a messenger RNA of Cladocopium goreaui, 1578 nucleotides long. The record is from the annotation of a GenBank genome assembly. Lineage: Eukaryota; Dinophyceae; Suessiales; Symbiodiniaceae.